GGUAGAAGGCUGGUAGUUCUGUAGCUACAUCACGAGGUCACAUUCACAGCGCAGUAUGCACAAAGUCAGCUAGGUUAGCGACCUGCUAAACACCACUUCCCAUCCCUACCUACCAACACUUGCUAGCUAGCUAACUUCAGAGUGGAUUUGUGAGCUUCUCUGACACUAUGGGCCGAAGGAAACUUCCAGACCUCUACCGAGCUCCCUUCCCCCUCUAUACUGUGAAAGUACACUCUGAAACUGGACUGGUUAUCACAGCAGGUGGGGGUGGGGCUUCAAAGACUGGCAUUAAGAAUGGAGUGCACUUUCUGGGUCUGGAGUGGGUUGGUGGCCAGCACAGCGCCACCCUUCUGCACUCCCAUGACACGGACACCCGCGCUACCAUGAACUUGGCACUAGGGGGCGAUGUGAUCGCAGCAGGGCAGGAUGGCACUUGCAGUCUAAUGCGCUUUAAACAGAGCCCCAAGAAGGAUGGCCGCAAGGCUGCAGCUAGUGGAGCAGGGGGCGAUGGCGAGCAGAAGGCCCCCAGGAGGCGCGGGGGGCACCGGCGGGCCGAGGGAGGCGGUGGUGAGGAGGAGACGAGAGACGAGACCCCUCAGAUGUCCGUGGAGACGGUGGGGGAGGUGUGCUCGGACCUCAGCCCCUCCGACCCCCUGCAGAAGUGUGUGAGGUUCAGCGCUGACCUCAGCCUGCUGCUGACCGGCGGGGCGGACGGACACGUCCGUGUGUGGGAGUACCCUGCUAUGAAAGAGAAGCUGGAUUUCAAGGCUCAUGAUGGGGAGAUCGAAGACUUGGACAUCAGUCCAGAUAAGAAGGUCGUGACAGUAGGGCGGGACUUUGCGUGCUGUGUGUGGAGUAACGACCAGCUGGUCGUGGGAUUGAGUUGGCAUGACAACAUGCCGCACAUCGCUGAUAAGAUGUACCGCUACCAAGCCUGCAGGUUUGCAAAGGUGGAGGACCAGGCGGAUGCUUUGAGGCUCUACACGGUUCAGAUACCCCACAAACGUGACCGCAGACCACCCCCCUGCUACCUCACCAAGUGGGACGGGCGGAACUUUCUCCCAUUGCUUACCAAACCCUGUGGCACCGAGGUCAUUUCCUGCCUGGCUGUGAGUGACUCUGGGACUUUUCUUGGUUUGGGGACAGUGACUGGAUCAGUGUCCAUUUACAUUACCUUCUCACUGCAGAGUCUUUACUACAUUCAGGAAGCCCAUGGGAUCGUGGUCACCGAUCUGGCCUUCCUGCCAGACUCUCCGAAGGGCAGGGGAAUUCUGGGAAACAACGAAGCCGCCUUGUUGAGCGUAGCAGUGGACAGCCGCUGCAAGAUGCACGUCCUGCCCCACCGACGAUGGUUUCCCGUAUGGCUGCUGCUCCUGCUGUGCGCACUCGUGGUGGUGUGCGUGGUUCUCUUCCUGCAGAACACCUUCCCAGGAUUCAUUUAGGCCGGCGACGACGCGCAAAGGGACACCACGAUUCGGCGACAGCCCUCAGUUAGUCUUAUUAAUAAUGGUAACAAUGAGAGUAACAGUAUUUAAUAAAUUUUUUAUUUUCGCAACAGCCAAUCAGUACUUUGAAUGCCAGUGUGUCAGUUUGGUGAGACCAUACCUCAGGGGCACGCUCGGCGAGAGCGAUCCUCUGUGUUUCUGCCUCUCCCCGGGCUGACAUGGAGAACGGGACCAUGGACCCAAACAGACUCUUUUCAUUUACGAUAUUAUUACUGCAGUUACUGCACAACAAGUCUUUUUUGAAGUUAUGGGAGGGGCGUGAUUAUUUAAGACCUAGACUGUCAACCACAGUGGACAAAGUCAGUGAGGGUGGGGCAUGACUCAUUGGUGGUUUUUAAAUAUCUAGAAUAUUAAAAAAAUAUUAUGAACUUUA
Molecule: messenger RNA, 1878 nt
Organism: Conger conger (European conger)
Lineage: Eukaryota; Metazoa; Chordata; Actinopteri; Anguilliformes; Congridae
Gene: preb
Product: prolactin regulatory element binding
Exons: 10
Coding region: 168-1442 (424 amino acids)
Biological process (GO): protein secretion
Cellular component (GO): endoplasmic reticulum membrane
Molecular function (GO): protein binding; GTPase activator activity; guanyl-nucleotide exchange factor activity
Source: RefSeq, a predicted model, not a curated record